CUGAGAUAAAAACCCUUCCCCGAGGGUGCCCGUCUCCCCCCGGGGCAGGGUGAGACCCAGACGGGGCAGCGGCUGCAGGGAAGCUCCUCGGGAAUUCACAGCAGGUUCCAGGGAUUUGGGCUCCUUCCUCCCGGCAGGUCCAUGUCCAUGGAGCACCUGGUGCUGGGAUUGGUGCUGCUGGCUGGGACCCUGGCCGCCGGCAACCCCCUGAACAUCAAGGCCGUCGAGGAGAAGGUGCUGGACAUGGCCCCCACCACCUUCGACGACCAGUACAGGGGCUGCAGCCGCAUGAUGGAGAAGGAGCUGGUGGAGCUCAACCGCACCGAGUUCACCAACAACAGUGUCUACGCCGAGUCCUGGACCAAGGCUGCUGCCGAAUGGCGGAACCGGGGGGCUCGUGUCCCCCAGCCACCGGCGCUGCGGACGGAGCAUGCGGUGGCCCUCCUGGCGUACACCCUGCAUGGAGGGUUUUACCAGACCUUCAACGGGGCCGUGCGUGAGGCCGGGCGCUCCCGCAGGGAAUACCUGGACAAAUUCCAGUUCAAGGUGCUGCAUUUCCUCAUGACCCAGGCCCUGAACAUCCUGCAGAACGCCCAGUCCCGCCGCUGCCACCAGGUCUACCGGGGUGUCCAGGGCAUCCGCUUCACCGCCCGGCGCCAAGAUCUCGUCCGCUUCGGCCAAUUCACCUCCACCUCCCUCCGGAACAAGAGUGCCCUGGACUUUGGGCAGGACACCUUCUUCUCGGUCUACACCUGCUACGGCGUCCCCAUCAGGAACUUCUCCUUCUACUCUGACGAGGAUGAGGUCCUCAUCCCACCCUUUGAGAGAUUCAAGGUCACCAACAUCACC
This is a messenger RNA of Calidris pugnax (ruff), 849 nucleotides long. Its product is annotated as erythroblast NAD(P)(+)--arginine ADP-ribosyltransferase-like. The record is from RefSeq and is a predicted model, not a curated record. Lineage: Eukaryota; Metazoa; Chordata; Aves; Charadriiformes; Scolopacidae. The transcript is spliced from 2 exons. The annotation marks the transcript as partial. Gene Ontology annotation, molecular function: NAD+ poly-ADP-ribosyltransferase activity; NAD+-protein-arginine ADP-ribosyltransferase activity.